Vigna umbellata (rice bean) is the source of this 1916-nucleotide messenger RNA. Lineage: Eukaryota; Viridiplantae; Streptophyta; Magnoliopsida; Fabales; Fabaceae. The record is from RefSeq and is a predicted model, not a curated record.
CACGUGACCCAAAUGGCAGUCAGCCAAUGCAAUUGCACAAUGCGCAGGCAGUCUUAAAGUAUUCCACAAGUGGCAUACACCCACCAAUGCCAUCGCAUCCAUCUCUAUCUAAAUUGUUUAUUUCUAAAUCCUCCAACCAAACCAACUUGCUUUCUACUUUCUCCAUCUCCCUCUCCACUGCUCUCCACCCAUGUAUCCUUCUUCCUCCUCCUCUUCCUCUUCUUCCUCCUCUUCUCAGUCCAUGAGCCACGCGCCAACAGGCCUCACGCGCUACGGCUCCGCACCGGGCUCUCUCCUCACCACCACCGUCGAUGCUCUCAUCGGAGGAUCACGCCCCACCCCCACCCCCACCCCCACCCCUUACUAUUCCGGAGGAGACUCUUCCGACUCCACCUUCAAAGACCAAACAUCGUAUCACAACCACGCCCUCGGAUCCGCCUUGCUCCGUCAGAAAAGCUCUCCCGCCGGCUUCCUCUCCCACCUAGCAUCCACACCCACCGCCCCCACCCCCAAUCACAACCACAAUGGAGCGGGGUUCACAAUCACGCGGGGUUCUCGGCUGAAGUCCCAGCUGAGCUUCACGGGUCACUGCCAAGAAUCUCUCUGCGGCGGCGAUAACACUAACAAUGUGGUGCUUGGCGAUCAUGCCACCUUCGGAAUGGAGCCUUGGGACGGUUCUCAUUCUCAUUCUAAUUCCAUCGCCUUUUCCGCUCCUCCAACUAAGCGCUCCAAAAGCUCCAACUCCAGCGAGCAAGACAUUCUCCAUUGCCUCAACGCCUUGGAAUCUCAGUUUAGCCUUCCGCAGACCACUCUCGAAAUGGCAACUGUCGAGAAGCUCUUGCACAUUCCUGAAGAUUCCGUCCCUUGUAAAAUCCGUGCUAAGCGAGGCUGUGCCACUCAUCCCCGCAGCAUAGCCGAGCGGGAGAGAAGAACCAGAAUAAGUGGAAAGCUCAAGAAAUUGCAGGACCUUGUACCUAAUAUGGAUAAGCAAACAAGCUAUGCAGACAUGCUCGAUUUGGCCGUUCAGCAUAUUAAAGGUCUUCAAACACAGGUUCAGGUCUGUGAAAUAACCUUACCCUUUCCCCCCUCUCUCUCUCUCUCCAAUACUUUUCAUUCCCAUGCCUAUUCAGGAAUUAUCAAUUAAAUGCUUCCAAUAUAUGAAAUCGCUAUACAAAUAAUAUAUCUACAAUCACGGUGUCUUGUAACAUGCUUGGGUGAGAAUUGGACGACAUUGGUAUUAGAAGGUUACUGCAUUUGGUGUAUGAUUUCAGUAAAAUAUGAAUUAUUUUUAUUUUCUAAAUUGAAUUCAAUUAAAAUUUCCCUUUUUCAGUGCAUCCCUAUAUCCAUUGUUGUGUUAGGCUUUUUACCAACCCCCUUGCGGAUGAGGUGUGUUAAGUAUGCUUACCCUUCAUUGAAUGCUAAUUUACUGAAUAAAUCUGGAGUCGUUAGUUUUAGAAGAAAUAUGCAAAUUAAGUAAUCUAUAAAGUAAUUGCUGGAGGAAAGUGCUAGUAGUGCCCACGAGAAGGCAGAAACAAUGCAUGCGAAACAUAGGUGUAUCAAACAUAAAUAUGACCCCUUGACGGAAAUGCGAAACAGGGCCACGUUAAUGAACAAAUGCCCCCCCCCCGGAAUUUCAUUUCAGUUGUCUCCACCAAUCAAUUCCCUGUAAAAUAAAAAAUGUUGCUAAUGGUUGUGAAGCCUGAAGAUUACUCAGCUGCUGGUGGAAAAAUAGUUCAAUAUCAAGCUUGGGAUAUUUUAGCACCCCUAAAUCGUGCGUUAGCUCUUGAAAACAAACAACUUGCUGAUACAGGGCAAUGUUACUGUCCUCCUUUGAGAUUGUCGUGCUAUCUGGUCACUUCGAACAACGCUAUUUUUCUCACGUAGCUAGCACCUUUCCACACUGGCAAGCAAAUCCG